Molecule: messenger RNA, 2043 nt
Organism: Mauremys mutica (yellowpond turtle)
Lineage: Eukaryota; Metazoa; Chordata; Testudines; Geoemydidae
Gene: GABRE
Product: gamma-aminobutyric acid type A receptor subunit epsilon
Exons: 12
Coding region: 375-1763 (462 amino acids)
Biological process (GO): monoatomic ion transmembrane transport; gamma-aminobutyric acid signaling pathway; signal transduction
Cellular component (GO): postsynapse; neuron projection; GABA-A receptor complex
Molecular function (GO): inhibitory extracellular ligand-gated monoatomic ion channel activity; benzodiazepine receptor activity; GABA-A receptor activity
Source: RefSeq, a predicted model, not a curated record
GUAACCUUCUUGGUAUUGAGGCUCACACAAAGAGGACAGAUGGGAAGUUGUGCUGGAAAGGCAAAGUGACUUGGUCUCACCGUGCUAAAGCCAGGAUUAGAAUUUGGGACUAUUGGAUUUCCCACGUUCCUCCAGACCUCUGCAGCUGGAACAGGAAGUGUGUCCCGCCUGCACUAAGAGACUCCAGCUGCAGCACACCUGGACCGAGCUGGCCAUCCUUUGGGGCAGACUGGGGAAGGAGAGAGGGGAGCCCCUGGGCCACCCUGCAAACUGGAUAGGAAGGAAUCUGUCAAACUGCAGUCACGCCAGCCCGAGCUGCCUCUCUUUAUGUGGACACUGCGCUUCCCUGGGAUCGCCUGGCUCGUGCGUUUAAGAUGUCUGGGAAAGUUUUCCUGAUGUACCUGACAAUCUAUCCCGCCCUACAGAUAAGGACAGAAAGCAUGGAGGAGUAUGACUACGAUUACCUCAGUGUCAAUAAAACCUGGGUCCUGACCCCCAAGGCGCAGGAGACGGACGCCACACAAAUCCUCAACUCACUGCUGAAGAACUACGACAACAAACUGAGGCCCGACAUCGGCAUCAAGCCCACAUUCAUCGAUGUGGAUAUCUAUGUGAACAGCAUCGGGCCGGUCUCCGUCAUCCAGAUGGGAGGAGAGAAGGCAGAGAAAAAACUGCAGGAAUAUACCAUUGAUAUCUUCUUUGCUCAGACCUGGUAUGACCGGCGCCUUCGCUUUAACAGUACCCUCAAAGCCCUGACUCUGAACACUAACAUGGUGAGCCGCAUCUGGAUCCCAGACACCUUUUUCAGGAACUCCAAGCGGGCUGAUUCACACUGGAUAACUACACCCAACCAGCUGCUUAGGAUCUGGAAUGAUGGCAAGGUGCUCUACACGCUCCGGCUGACCAUAGAGGCGGAAUGUCUACUCCAGCUGCAGAAUUUUCCAAUGGACACGCACUCCUGCCCGCUGGUUUUCUCCAGUUAUGGCUACCCACGAGAGGAGAUUAUCUACCGCUGGAGGCGUUACUCCAUUGAAGUCUCAGACCAGCGCACAUGGAGACUUUAUCAGUUUGACUUCACAGGCCUGAGGAACACGUCAGAAGUUCUCAGGACAGGAGCUGGGGACUAUAUGGUCAUGACGGUUUCCUUUGAUCUGAGCAGGCGGAUGGGCUAUUUUGCCAUUCAGACCUAUAUCCCUUGCAUCCUGACCGUAGUUUUGUCCUGGGUUUCCUUCUGGAUCAAGAGAGACUCCACACCGGCCAGGACUUCUCUGGGUAUCACCACAGUGCUCACCAUGACCACCUUGAGUACCAUCUCCCGCAAGCACCUCCCGAGGGUUUCCUACAUCACCGCCAUGGACCUCUUUGUCUCGGUGUGCUUCAUCUUCGUUUUUGCCGCUCUCAUGGAGUACGCCACGCUCAACUACCUGGUGGGAAACAAGAAACCGCCGGAGCACAACAGCAAGAAACCCAGACUGCCACCUGCCAAUGCCCACGUGAUGCCCUCCUUCACCACCAUCAACAUCAACAACCUCAUGCACUGGCCUCCUGAGGUCGAGGAGGAGGAGGAGCCGGGUGCCCCUUGCCUAGAAGGGAAGGAAUGUGAGAGGUUUUUUUGCUGCAUCGAGGACUGUCAGACAGGGACUUGGCGGGAGGGCCGCAUCCGCAUUCACAUCUCCCGCCUGGACUCCUACUCCCGGGUUUUCUUCCCUACCGCCUUCCUACUCUUCAACAUCGUGUACUGGAUCGCCUAUCUCUAUCUCUAGCUGUUCCCCAAUCUGUGCUGAAAUAAACCAGAGGCCAACAAGAUUUGCAGAAAAGGAAAAAGAGAAACAGUGUUGCUUCUCAUUUUAGUCAUUCAUUUUUUUUUGACACUUGCCCAACCUUAACCCCUUCCUCCCCUUCUGAGUAGAACCAGUUGGGGAAAAAAUGCAUGGCCAAACUCUUUGAUGAAAACCAGGUUGUCAACACAUGGGAAAUUUUCUUGUGAAAAUUUCCAGUUUUCUGCAAAAGAACAUACCUGAAUGUUUUUUCAAUUUCCAAUGA